CAUAACAUUGCAACUGUGGCCCUCACCUGCAUUAAAAAGAAGCGAUUAGAUAGCUGAAGAUGGAGAUCGAGGCCGAGGUGAAUGAUCUUAAUCCCAUGUUGGAUUCGCUGGCUGACUGGAAGCACAUUAUAGUCCGCGCAGAUGCGUGGUUACAAUGGGACGAAGACUCUUACCCGUACAUCAUGUGUGCUGCAAUCACUGUCUUCUACAUCUUGAUUUGGUUGAUCCAGCCCUCUAUCCUUACCACAGUGUCUCUCAUCAUCAUGACGGUGUGCCUUCUAGACUUCAUGGUACCCAGUGUCUUCAAGGAAUACUUCAAGAAGCAAGCAUGGUCAGAAUUUAAACAGAGGAGGUAUGAAAAAUGCUGCAGUAAACUGCUCAACACACAGAAGAUGUUCAUGUCAACUGGAAGGUGGAUUCUAAACUUACGAGAAAAGAAGCCCAAAUAUUACUUCCUCGGAGCUUCAGUGACACUUCUAACUAUUGCAUUUGUGGGCAAUUCCAUCCAUGGUCUCUUUCUAGCAUAUCUAUCCACUAUAUUUCUGGCAUUGUUUCCCGGUCUGCUGUACUAUGGAAUCUUAGCGUCGUGGUACGCUAAGGUGCUUGAGGUGUUUGUCAAUCUGCUCAAAGGACACAAAAAGAGAGAUUAGUUUUGAUCAAGUCUUCAUACAUGUAGUUACCGGUACAGCUCUUAGUGUAUGACAUCGAUGCAACACCACUUCCAUGGUGAAUGAACAUUGGAACCUUGAAGUUCUGAUUUUGCUGUUGUCUUUCAUCAUCUAUGGUUAAAUCUUCUAAGGCAUCCUCAGGAUGCCUGAAGGGCCGCAGUAGAUGGAGGUCAUCAAGGCUUAUUGAAAUGUUGCCCACAAGUCUUGCUAAAUGUGACAUGAAAAUUCUAGAACACUGAAGGAAAUCUUACAAAGUUGCUGGUGCUCUAUCUUACCAUUGAUUACCUAAUGUGUUUGAUGAGCCCCUCCCCCCUCCCCUGCCGUGACAUGACUCUUUUUUUAAAUGCAGUGAUAUGAUGUUGAACAUGCACAACUUGUAUUGAAAAUAUAAUGAUAAUAAUGAUAACUGUAAAACCCAAAUACUCGAUAACUGUUCAUGACAUUUUUAGGUUAUCAUUAUUCAUGUAUGCACGGAUGGGUUAUUCUAUGAUAGGCAAGUGGAAGUAUUAUUUUCAAGAGGGCAAACAAAAAGUUGUCUUGAAGUACCUACAUUACCUUUGAAAGUGACAAUGCUAAAAUAUUUACAAAAUGGGACGUCUCCAUGUUUAAAAGAUAAGAGGAUAUUUUGGGGGUCAUUUGUACUUACCUUAUCUAUGAAACGGUCUAUUAAAGACUCAUUACUGCUAACAUUUCCUAUUUUGGAGGAGUGAUUCUAUUUUUCUAGAGUUAUGAACCCUUCAUUCCUCUUUGUUUCUUCUAAAAAACAUCUGUAAAGAAGCAUUAUAUCCCUGAUUUUGGCUAUGGAGAUUCCUAAUUUGUAGUGUGGAAGGUAUGAUAACUUGUAAAAACACAUGUGGAAGGAAGUCUGUGAACAUCUCAACAUAAGGUAGUUCAUGACCGAUUUGUACUUCCUUCCGUUUCUUUUCCUCUUGAAAGUUCACAGGCCAAUUAAGUUCAGUAUGCAACUAAGUCAGAAAUUCUGAACAGAAAUACAAACUAAGGUAAUUAUUUGAGUAUGGCAGAAUUUCGGUGGGGAAGUGGGAGUUGCUUGCAUUUUAAUCCCUUCUGCUAUGAGUUAUGUUCCAUCUUUUUGUAGUUGCAGAAAACUUAUGUGUUGAG
This is a messenger RNA of Strongylocentrotus purpuratus (purple sea urchin), 1787 nucleotides long. RefSeq names its product ADP-ribosylation factor-like protein 6-interacting protein 1. NCBI's taxonomy places the organism in Eukaryota, Metazoa, Echinodermata, Echinoidea, Camarodonta, Strongylocentrotidae. The transcript has 6 exons. The record is from RefSeq and is a predicted model, not a curated record. The coding region runs from base 60 to 650 and encodes 196 amino acids.